AUGGCUAGAGUAAUUAGGAAACGAACCAAAAAAUAUAGCCACAACGGCUGCAAGGAGUGCAAACGAAGAAAAAUUAAAUGCGAUGAAGAACAGCCGGUUUGCUGGCAAUGCGAUAGACUAAACAAGCGAUGUCAAUAUAAUACCAAGACAAACAACAGACAUAGUAUGGGAAAUGAAGUUUUCAAGGAUCUUGAAAGACAUCAAGAUGAUAUGGCUAAUGCCAGGAGCAAUCUACUAAGCCCCCUGCUGUAUUUCUCGGAAAACAACUCUGUAUUGAACCAGUCUCUUGACGAAGAAGUUCAGGACUCUCUGCCUGUGCCUGGGAGCUCUAUUUUGGCGAAUGAUCUGAGCGAUUUGAUAAGUCUGAAUUUAGAUGAAUUAGCAACUGUUGCAGAAUCUACAACACCUCAUUACUCAACUCCCGACGGGAUAAUGCUGAGUUCUCCCCCAUUUGACAGUGAGAGAAUAUUUCAGACCAAUGUACCAAUGAGCUACAUCAGCUUAAGUGGCCUGAACCAUUUUUACAUGAAAGAGUUCUACAACGAUUUUUCAAAGAUUAUUUUGCCCUUGCAGGCAAAAGAAAACGGGGUAACGUGCAACCCGGUGAGAGAUAUAUUAAUGAUUCACGCACGGGAUUCAUACUAUCUUCUUUAUGCGCUGCUGGCUUGUGGUGCUCGCACAUCGCAUCGUAAGACUUCUCUUCCUGAAGAUUUGAGUAGUUAUAAAGCAUAUCUAAGACAUUGCUUAACAUCGUUAACUACUGCGAUGGAUCAGCAAUUCAACUCUAAAUUGGAUUCCAUUCUCCUGACGAUCCUAGUCUUAACAUGUGAUAAUGCAUCUAAUAAAAGUCAAGCAUGGAGAGCUCAUCUGCAUGGUGCUAAAGACUUACUUUUCAAAAAAUCUUACACCAACCAGAAGCCACAAUCUAUGACAUUUUUGUUGUGCAGGGCAUGGUAUUCUUCUAUUGAGAUUUUGGCGGGCCUAGUAUCGGCAAACGGCGGCACGUUGCAAUCCAAUGAAGAGCUCGAUCUUCUAACUCUACCAAACGAUCAGAAGGAAGCAGCAACUCUUCGUGAGUUGAAAAUUGUGAGCCCCGAAGGAGUCAGCCUGUUCCACGGAUACUCUAUGGAGCUGGUCGUUGCACUGAAAGAUCUGAUAAAGCUGCUUCGAAACGAGAAUAAGUCCCGAGUGCACUAUAGUAAAAUUAUUGACCUGCUCGCCAGAUUAAAUAAACAGCUGAGUUUUCAGGUUAUUAGUGGAGCCGGAAUUAUACCAGAGACCCACCAGUACCAUCCUAAAAAUGUGAGGCAAGAUAAUUUAAAUCACGCCAACAUUGAGAUAAUAUCCAUCGAUGGAAACAAAAUUGCGGUCUCAUGGCUAGAUAUAGUCCAUCGGUCAUACACACUAGCUUCUUUGAUAACUAUAUCCACCAAACUUCUGAACAUGAAAAAGGAGUGUGAAAUGGUCCAGGGGAUGGUUAGAGAUUUGCUGGACACGGCUUUCUUCCUUGAUGCAACUAACGAUUCCUCAAAAUCUUAUUGCUCUUUUCUGCUGCAAUGGCCGAUAUUGGUUGCUGGUUUGAACAGCAUUGAGGAGCCAGAUAAAAUCAAAGUGGAGACCUUCUUUAGACUUCUAGCUGAACUGGGUUCAGGCUCUGCGGGGUUUGUUCUUGUUAGAAUGCGAAAAGUUUGGCUGAAGGGCUUAAAAUUCGAACAAGAGACUCCAGAUCAGGUCGAUAUAGUACCUUAUUGA
Zygotorulaspora mrakii is the source of this 1752-nucleotide messenger RNA. RefSeq names its product Zn(II)2Cys6 transcription factor. Gene Ontology annotation, biological process: positive regulation of transcription by RNA polymerase II. Gene Ontology annotation, cellular component: nucleus. The transcript has 2 exons. Gene Ontology annotation, molecular function: transcription cis-regulatory region binding; zinc ion binding; DNA-binding transcription factor activity, RNA polymerase II-specific. Lineage: Eukaryota; Fungi; Ascomycota; Saccharomycetes; Saccharomycetales; Saccharomycetaceae. The record is from RefSeq and is a predicted model, not a curated record. The coding region runs from base 1 to 1752 and encodes 583 amino acids.